Trichobilharzia szidati is the source of this 1056-nucleotide messenger RNA. Lineage: Eukaryota; Metazoa; Platyhelminthes; Trematoda; Strigeidida; Schistosomatidae. The record is from the annotation of a GenBank genome assembly.
UGAAAUUAUGAUUAUUGUAAUCAACCAAUGAUCAGAUUACAACGAUAACUGUGACUGCUUGUUGUGGUAUAAAUACAGGAACGGAAAGUCAGUUACCAUAAGAAGAUGGUCUACUUCACAUACAGCCACGUGGCUUUCGUCACUCUGUUGGCAUUCGCAGCCAUACAUUCAGUCGAAUCGUUGAAUGAAACUGAAAUUACAUGGAGGCUAACAUUAAUUGCAGGUAAGAAUUAAUAACGUUCAUAUUACAUGUGGUUAUUAAUCUACUUGAGAAUUUGUCAAAUCAUAAAUAGGGAAUAACGAAAGUCUUACAAUGAUCGUUGUAGCCAUGGUCUUCCUGGACGAAUCGAAAAUUGUUAUAAUAUCAUUAAAGAGAGUGUGGAGAAUGAUUGGCGUACCUGACUUUCCUUCAGAAGCUAUUUCCAAUGUGUAUUAUCCAUUUGCACUCAGUCAUCUUACGUCACAUAUAACAAUUCAUUCUAAAUAUUCUCGUCUCCUCACAGAUAAAAUACCCGGAGUCAUUUCAGAGCUCAAAGCUGCUGAAGGGAGAGUACAAAAUAUUACAGCCAAGAUUCUUAGUCAGAAGGCAAGCUUACGAGGAGAAUUAGAAAAGUAUAUGGACUGUCUGGAAACUGCAUACAAAUACAAGUGGGGAAAAAUCACAUUUGAAAAGAUCGGAAACUAUAUCUACUGCGAUUAUGAAGGUGCGUGGGAUGACACAAGACAUUGUUGCCAACAACAAGCUGCAGCAUAUCAUGAAAAAAUGAAAGCGUUUCCUGUAGACGAAUGUCGCAAAAUUCUACCUCCAGCGAAUCAAGAAGAUCUGAAGGAACUGAAAGAACAAAUCGAAGGAGUAUUCUACCAUAACCACUUGUUUAGCAUUGAAGUUUUUUACACGAACUCUUGCACAACCCUGUUGAAGUUGUUGACAGGAAAGUGAAGAGGGAAGUACCAGGAUGAAUGCCAAAGUCAGCGUAUUACUGAACACAUGUAGAAUGUAGAAGCUUUCGUAAAUAUUUUUUUUUGAAUUAAAUUAAAUAAAUCACUCAUCUGCUA